GAUGUCUCUGCUCUUCUCCGCGCAAUAACAGGCAGUUGGCUAUCAGCUGUCGAGUCGAACCCAGAGAGUGAGUCGUAACUUCUUCGACAGGUUUUCGUAAAUUUUUGUACCAACCCGCGACCAGGCGACCGGUUAGUGAACCAUUUUCCUCCGAAAACUUUGACGCCGUCGUCGUCGUCCUCGAUCGAUUUUCCUUUCGUGAGGCGGAGAAAGAAGCGUGGAGGAAAAUCUACAUUCAAAACGCAGAAGACCACAUACAUCUUCAUCCAGCCUCGGUGUACUUUUCUGACGAUGCAUCUGUGCGUGGUCGGUGCGGGGGUGGUCGGGCUGACCACGGGACUGGAGCUGCAGCGCCAGUUUCGCAACGCAUCCGUCACCAUCCUGGCGGACCGGUUCGAGCAGGACACGUGCAGCGACGUGGCAGCGGGACUGUUUCGGCCGGGCACCAGCUUCGCCGGUCCGACGGAGGAAAUCACCAGAAAAUGGAUUUCCGAUGCGUACCGCUACUGGGACGAAAUCCGGAAGACGGCGGAUGCGGCCGAAGCCGGAGUGGCCCAACUGUCCGGCUACAUCUUUUCCAGCAUCGAUCCGGGCAUCGUGAGGAACCACUACAUCGAGCAGAUUGUGCCCGUUUAUCGGGCCGCCACCGAGCAGGAACUGACGCUCUGUCCGGGGGAGUGGAAGUACGGAUCGUUUUUCACCACGGUGCUGGCCGAAUGUCGACUGUUUCAGCCGUGGGCCACCAAGAGAUUUUUAGCCAACGGUGGUCGCAUCCUAACGCAAAAAGUCGAAAGCUUCCAAGACCUUGCCUCAAGCACCAAGUACGACGUGGUGGUCAACUGCACCGGCAUGGGCGCCAAAAAGCUCUGCUCCGACUACAAGCUGGUCCCCAUUCGGGGCCAGGUCAUCAAGGUCAAAGCCCCCUGGGUGAAAACCGCAUUCUACGCCGAUUACGACACCUACAUCAUCCCGGGCUUCCAAGGGGUGACGCUCGGCGGUUGUCGGAACUUUGACAGCUUCAACACGUUGCCCUGCAAGUACGACUCCGGUGCGAUCCGGGAACGGUGCGAGAAGCUGCUGCCCAGCUUGAAGGGUGCACCGGUGAUUCGGGAAGCGGUCGGGUUGAGACCACAUCGGGAUCCGGUGCGCGUUGAGGUGGAACUGAUGGGCAGUGAGAGUGGGGGUAGAAACUUGAAGGUGGUGCACAACUAUGGUCAUGGAGGGUAUGGGGUGACGACGGCACCCGGAACGGCCAUUUAUGCGGCACAGCUGGUGGGGGAUGUGCUGAAGAGUAACAGCAAGUUGUAAAUUUGAUUGGUUUUGGUUGAAAUAAAAUGCAUUCCAGGUUGUUC
This is a messenger RNA of Culex quinquefasciatus (southern house mosquito), 1352 nucleotides long. RefSeq names its product D-aspartate oxidase (gene Daao1). Bases 292 to 1308 code for a protein of 338 amino acids. The transcript is spliced from 5 exons. The record is from RefSeq and is a predicted model, not a curated record. Gene Ontology annotation, molecular function: FAD binding; D-amino-acid oxidase activity. NCBI's taxonomy places the organism in Eukaryota, Metazoa, Arthropoda, Insecta, Diptera, Culicidae.